Molecule: messenger RNA, 3095 nt
Organism: Saccostrea cuccullata (small rock oyster)
Lineage: Eukaryota; Metazoa; Mollusca; Bivalvia; Ostreida; Ostreidae
Product: cartilage matrix protein-like
Exons: 7
Coding region: 246-2120 (624 amino acids)
Source: RefSeq, a predicted model, not a curated record
UUAUUCAACUCAGAGGUGAUAGGUUAACUUCCGGAAACAUUAAUUAUAAUCCCAGAGCUUCCCGCGCGCAAAAUCCCCUGUGUUAUGUCACAGUAGGUAUAUAUAUCCACCAAAACCGGGUGAAAAAUAUGAAACAAAUAUUCAAUACGAACCUUCAAGGACUUGGCUGAUUACGUUAUAGGUUGUUGUUAAAGAGAAGAGCGGGCUAAAACGACAUAUUUUAGAUAAGGUGAAUUUAAAUCAACAUGGAGCGCACAGUAAAAUACCUACUUGUGGUUAUCUUUGCUUCACUGGCAAUGGGAGAUGGCCUAAUUUCAGGAAAUGUUUGUAACAAAAAGAUGGCGGAUAUUGUCUUCCUGAUGGAUUCGUCUUUUAGUGUUUGGGAGCAGGACUUCAAAAUGCAACUUCAGUUUGUUACAAGUGUAGUUGACAAUUUCGAAAUUGGAAACGACAGUGUUCAAGUUGGUGUCUUAUCAUACAGCAGUGAAAUAAAAACAAACUUCUUUUUGAAUGAGUAUAAAGAAAAAGAAAACAUGAAGGAUGCUGUUGGAAAAAUAGAGUAUUUAGGCGUGGCUGGGACGGAUACAGCUGGGGCAUUGAAAUAUGCACGAGAAGUUAUGUUUCACAAAAAACAUGGCGGAAGGGCAAAGGCCUCCAAAAUUCUGAUACUAAUAACCGACGGAAUGUCUCAGAACUCCAACGAAACUGUGAAACAGGCAGCUAUUACGAAAAAAUCUGGGAUCAAUAUACUGACUGUCGCUGUCGGUGCACCUAUGAUGCAGGAACUUGAGAUGGUUGCAAGCAACCCCGCCACAGAUUUUGUCUUUAAUGUCACCGACUUCAACUCUUUACCCAGUAUUGUGAACUCACUUGCAACAACAACAUGUUUAGUUCCAGAUAUUCCACGGGAUGAAGAAUCAACAACAAAAAGUUCAGAGAUCGAGGAAAAAAUUAAAAAAUAUUGUGGGAACAAGCCGUCAGACAUUCUCUUUGUAGUCGAUAGUUCUAGCAGUAUCUGGCCUCUCCAUUUUCAGGAUAUAUUAAAAUUCAUACAAAAAGUGAUCGGUCUCUUUGACGUCAGCGACGACAAGAACAGGAUUGGGAUUAUCAUAUACUCUGAUGACGUCACUCCAGUGCUUCAUCUUGACAACCAACUCAAUUCAAACGAACUGAAAAAGAGGGUAUCAAACAUUCAACAACUGAAAGGAGGCACGGAAACAGGGAACGCACUUAAGUAUGCAAGAGAAAACGAAUUUAAAGGGAAAUACGAGAGAAAAACUGCAGCAAAGAAAGUGAUCAUAUUACUCACUGAUGGACAAUCUAUCAAACCUAAGGACACGUUGGAAGAAGCAAAACAGCUAAAGAAUGAAAAUAUUACUGUUUUUGCUAUAGGCAUCGGAAACAGAACGGAUAAAAAUGAAUUAAAAGCAAUUGCAACCAGUCCUCGCCAUCAGUACAAUUUACAGGAUUACAACGCACUCUCGACUAUAAAAAACAUGCUGGUUGUUAAAACUUGUACGGUUCACUUUCAAAUUCAGGAUUCUACCAUUGAAGACAACACAGGAAAUGAAGAAUGCUGGGAUAGUGCUAGGAAUGUUAUGUUUGUUUUUGAUUCUCCUGCCAUUGGAGCUCACAAAACCAAAAUAAUUCGCAAAGCUGUUACCGAAAUGUUCAAACUUAUGCAAAUAGGUUCCAACAAGACAAAGGCAGGAAUCUUAUCGCAUUACUGUCCAACUAGUUUAGACACAAGUUUAGAAGAAUUCCAGAACGAGCAAACUUUCCUACUUGGUUUGAAGCGUCAUCCAAAUGAUGGUUUAAGGAGACUGCUAAGAAUACUUCGGACACGAGGUUUUCCACAGAAAGAUGACAAGCCUGUCAAAAAUGUUGGAAUUAUUUUCGUAGAUAGAGAAGAACACGAUUCACAUGGCAUCAUCGAAGAAGCGCGGCGAACAGCGUUGAACAGCAGACUUUUUGUAAUUACCAUAGGUAAUCGCGUGCCAUCGCAUACUGUAGAAUCUCUGUGCAGUGAUUUUAAGCAUCGAUGUGUUUUCCACGUUCCUCAAUACAACUCAUUGAUUCAGUACGUUCCAGACAUUAUGGACAUGGUUUGCUAUUCCUGAACUUGUCGAUGAAUUUGUUUAUAAAUUUAUUCAUAAUAUUUUAUAUUUUUUCCCAGCUUUAAUUACUAGCCUUAACUAUUUAUAUUCAUACUGCAACUACCUCUUCUUUUACACGAAUGUUUUAUGAUAAGUAAAACUAUUUGUGCAUCAUAUAUCUUCUAUGCAACAGGACGAACAGUUUUAAAAAAUUGAUUAUUCUAACAGCUUUGUCUAGUCAAACACCAGCAUAUAGUCCAAAAAGAAACGUUUCCCUAUAUCCAUACGGUUUCCGUCCAGCUGUAGUUAUUGGUGAUAUGGCAAAUGAUUUUUAUUCAUGUUAGAUUGCAAUCUUCUUUUCUUCAUUAUGCAUGAACCAUCUAUACAGUGUACAAAUAAUGUAUUUAUCCUGUGGUGCUAUGUACGUGUAACAUAUCAAGUAUUUCAUUAUUGUAAAUGCCAUUGUAAAUGCCAUUGCAUUGCAUGUUUUUCAUUUCGUUUCCCAAUCAAAUCUCAGUAUUGUAAAUCCAAUAAUUACUAUGAGUUUUUUUAAAAAAAAUAUAUUUAUAUUUUUCAAUUUUUUAUACUAUUGAUGAUUUUUGCAUAAAAUUUAACUUUUGUUUUCAUAUAACUGUUCCAUAUUUAUCGUUUUUUUCUCAUUUGUUAAUAAAUAACACGCAACAGCAAUCAUUUUUACUUCAAUCAGUCAAUUAGAUUUAGUUGUGUGUGGUUUUGUGCUAUGAGAAUGAAAUUGGUUGAGUGUGGCAAAGUUUAUCUAAUUAAACGUUAAGUUUAUCAAGGCGGGACCUAUGUCGUUCUACGUCAAAGCAGCAUUAUUUGACGUCACAAAAGAGACGUUUUUUUUCUGUUGACUUUUGCAACUGUGAUAUAUAAUUAUAGGCAUUCUUAAAAUAAUUAAUAACGUACACAAUUUACAAAAAAGAAAAUUUAUACAUCAUUAAUAUCAGUUUUAUUUGGUUUAUGGAGUUUAUUAAUAUU